AUGUUUUCCAUUUCGUCUAGAUUCUCCUCUACCUCUGCCGACAGCGAUGCCGAAACCAAGAGCUCUAACCUUCUCCAUCAGGAAUUUCAUGAACUUUCACUUAAAUACAUCAAUGCGUCGUUGGAUGCUUGCUCAAACACCGCUCCAAGGCUGUGUCUCCUGCAAGCUAUGACACUAGCAGGGUUCUACAAAUUAGCGAGUGGCGUUUACGGGCCUGCUUGGAGGUUGGUUGGGUAUGCCAUACGAGUUGCGUACGAACUUCGGCUUCACCUAGUCGAUUAUGAAGGCUUGGUUGAAGCGCCUACCUCAGAGAGUGAAUUGCGAGCCUGGACUUCAAACGAAGAGCGCCGUCGUUGCUGGUGGGCCUUGUGGGAAAUGAAUAUUUUCGCUUCCACGAUCCAGCGAGCUCCGACUGCAAUUGAUAGGACAAUGAAUGAGACUUGUCUGCCCGCCUCCGAUGAUUUUUGGUUCGCGGGAAGGUACCAGGCCCCCUGCCUACUACAAGGAGAGCCUGGCGAACGCUGGCAGAGGCUAAAAGCGUCCGGAAACGAAGACUGCUUUGCGUGGUGUAUUGUCUUGAGCUCACUGAUGCGCGAUGCGCUGAUCUUACCUCAUGGGAAUAUACAAGGGAUUUUCUCUAGCCUCGAACCCGAAGAAAAUAUUCCAAAGCUUGUCCAAUACUUUAGCCAUGGACACAAGCGGAAAAUCGCAGAAGAACAUUCUCAGCAGCUGGCCAGUUUGGUGAGAGCAUACCAUGCACUCUUGGACAACCUACCUCGGGCUCUACGGCAUCAGCACGAAGCCCUCUUAUUCGGUUUGGAUGGGUCCGAAAAUACUCUUGCAUCACGACGGUCAUGUGCAGAGAAAUACAUGACCCGGAUGUUGGCCGUGUCUGCUCACUUCAUGAUCUAUCAAAACUAUGUAUUUGCUGGCAUCGUGGACGGAUCUAUCCCUUGGUCCUUGUUCAAAACGGGAGAAGAGUUUUCCGGGCAAUUCCCGGCGCCACAUUACGCUUCGGCCUACAGUGUCGGACUGAAGAAGCUCUUGGAGACCAGCGAUACGGUGCUGGAACUGCUCGAAAGCUGUCCGAAAGAUCAUGCUAGAUAUGUCAGUCCAUAUUAUGCCAGCACCAUCUGGAUUGCCGCUGCUCUCCAGAUUUUCAAGGGGCUCGCCGUGUUCGACGACGAUCAAGCUACCACUCAACGCAAGUAUUCUGCUUUGCGCGAGGCCUAUUUACAGUUUACCGAAUUCUGGGGCACCCCACUAACUCUUCUCCAAAACCUGGAUUCAUUGGCGACACGGCUUAGCGUGCGUCAGCGGGAGCUUGCAACCUCAGCAGUCAGUGAACAUGCUUCACAGAUGGACAUCCAACAGCCUCAGCAUGAGCCAAGUCUGACAAGUGGCACGGACACAGGCUCCACGAUAGCCGAUCAUGGGCAACCCUUCAAUUGUGGAGGCGAUCUCCAGGGAUCUCCUUUUCAGAAUCCAAUGCCACAUUGCGACGUUAUAGCGCCAUUGGGGGGACCCUGGUCGAGCAGCAGUGAAGCUGCGGACUGGUUAAUAGAAACGGACUCGAGGGGUAGACUACCCCCCAAUCAGGAUGCUUGGGCGACUGUUCUGUCUGAGGGAGCCAUGCUCGACAAUUUUGCAUGGUAUUCCUCAGAUCUCAUGACUGAACUCUCCCAAGGCUACACCACCUGA
This is a messenger RNA of Exophiala aquamarina CBS 119918, 1701 nucleotides long. RefSeq lists its product as uncharacterized. Gene Ontology annotation, cellular component: nucleus. The transcript has a single exon. Gene Ontology annotation, biological process: DNA-templated transcription. The record is from RefSeq and is a predicted model, not a curated record. Lineage: Eukaryota; Fungi; Ascomycota; Eurotiomycetes; Chaetothyriales; Herpotrichiellaceae. The coding region runs from base 1 to 1701 and encodes 566 amino acids. Gene Ontology annotation, molecular function: zinc ion binding; DNA binding.